Molecule: messenger RNA, 915 nt
Organism: Echinops telfairi (small Madagascar hedgehog)
Lineage: Eukaryota; Metazoa; Chordata; Mammalia; Afrosoricida; Tenrecidae
Gene: GSTO1
Product: glutathione S-transferase omega 1
Exons: 6
Coding region: 37-762 (241 amino acids)
Biological process (GO): glutathione metabolic process; L-ascorbic acid metabolic process
Cellular component (GO): cytoplasm
Molecular function (GO): glutathione dehydrogenase (ascorbate) activity; glutathione transferase activity
Source: RefSeq, a predicted model, not a curated record
GAGUCGCCCGCAGUCCCGGGCAGAACCCGCGCCGCGAUGUCGGGGAGCUCCGCUCGCAGCCUGGCGAAAGGUAGCGCGCCCCCGAGGCCGGUCCCCGAGGGCCGCAUCCGCGUCUACAGCAUGAGGUUCUGCCCGUUCGCCAAGAGGACGCUCUUGGUGCUGAGAGCCAAGGGAAUCGAGCAUGAAGUCAUCAAUAUCAACCUGAAAAACAAACCAGAGUGGUUCUUCUCGAAGAAUCCCUCUGGCCUGGUGCCAGUUCUGGAAAACAGUCAGGGUCAACUCAUCUAUGAAUCUGCCAUCACCUGUGAGUGCCUGGAUGAAGCUUACCCAGGGAGGAAGCUGUUGCCAGAUGACCCCUAUGAGAAAGCUCGCCAAAAGAUGGUGUUUGAGUUAUUUGCAAAGAUACCAUUUUUGAUAGGAAGCUUUGUCAGAAGGCAAGAUAAGGGAGACUGCCCUGGCCUGAAAGAAGAACUGUGUGAAGAAUUCAGCAAGCUAGAAGAGGUUUUGGUGAAUAAGAAGACAACAUUCUUUGGUGGCGACUCUCUUUCUAUGAUUGAUUACCUCAUCUGGCCCUGGUUUGAAUGUCUGGAACCAAUGGAGUUAGUUGGGUGUGUAGACCACACUCCGAAACUUAAGCUCUGGAUGGUAGCCAUGAAGAAGGAUCCCAUAACAUCAGCCCUCUCCUUGGAUACGAAUGCCUACCGAGGGUUCUUACCUCUGUACGCGCAGAACAGCCCGGAAGCCUGUGAUUAUGGGCUUUGAUGAGGGUGCAGAUGUCUGAGCGUUUGCUUCACCAGAUAUGAAGACUCACAAGAUUCUACUUUAUAAGGGAUCUCACAUCUUAGUGGAUCACCUUCUCUGAUUGAUUUGACAUGGCCUAAAUAUGGAGUCCCUAUAAAGCCUCCUGCAUUUACA